GGUAGGAUUUCAGAUUUGGUUGCAUUUAAAUAGCUUUAAUCCGUAUAUUUUCUGGACAAACUGUGUCUUCAUGCCUGUUACUUUGUACACUGCUGGGUUGAGACCCAAAAAUGUUGUCAGUUAGGUCCAAUUGUAGGAGCUGAAGCCAUGAUUAGCAGACUCUCUUUCUCUAGUGAUUUUGUAUGCUUUAAAUUAGGGAGGUAGGAACAUUAGUUCUUGAAAUUGGUAUGUUUCAAACUUUGAAAUCAGUAUGCUUCCUCACCAUUCACUUCACAGCUUGAUAGAUCCAUCUUUGCCUAUUGAAAAGUUGCAUCUUUCAUAUUUCACUUCCUUGCUAGCAACAACCCUCUCUGCCAAUUGCCAAUUGGCAGCCACUGAUCAGAACCCCUCCUUCAUCAAGCCCUCCUUUUCCCCUUCAUCCAAGAUUCCAAAGCUCCAUUCCAGAGGUACGAUUCCUUUCUCCCCUUAUUAUUUUCCGGAUCCAUCUCUCCACCACGGUUUCCACAUCUGUUUCUCCCUCCCAAAACCUGAUGCUGCCAACGGUGACACUACAAUAACGCCUGAAACCUUUAUUUCCCAAUUCCUGCCCAAUGAACCUAGAAAAGGCUCUGAUGUCCUUGUGGAAGCUCUCAAACGCCAAGGUUUCACUACUUUCUUUGUACCUGGCGGUUUCUCUGUGGAAACCCACCAAACUCUCAAUUGCUUCUCCAUAAUCCGCAUCGUCCUUCCUCUCCAUGAACAAGGCGAUAGCUUUGCUGCUGAGGGCUAUGCACUAGCCUCUGGCCAUCUUGGCGCAUGCAUAACAACUUCUGGUCCUGGUGCCACCAGUCUGGUCAGUGGGUUGGCCAAUGCUAUGCUUGAUAGUAUCGCCAUUAUUGCCAUUACCGGCCAGGUCCCACAACAAAUGAUGGGUCUUAAUUCAUUUCAAGAAAUCCCUACUGUUGAUAUCACUAAACCUAUCACUAAGCGUAAUUACCUUGUUCUUCAAGCAGAAGACAUUCCCAGAAUCAUACAUGAAGCCUUUUGUCUCACUACCUCAGGUCGACCAGGUUCUGUUUUGAUUGAUAUUCCAAAAGACAUUCGACAAAAGUUAGCAGUCCCAGACUUGAAUGGCUCCAUUGCUUUACCUGGAUGCCUGUUGAGAUUGCCCUAAUCUCCUGAUCGUACUUGUUUGGAAGAGAUUGUUAGGUUGAUAAUCAAAUCAAAGAGACCAGUAUUGUAUGUGGAUGGUGGGUGUUUGAAUUCAAGGGAUGAGUUGAGACAUCUUCUGGAGCUAACUGGGAUUCCAGUAGCAAGUACAUUGAUGGGCCUUGGGGCAUACCCGUGUACUGAUGAGUUAUCACUUCAAAUGCUUGGAAUGCGUGGAACUGUUUAUGCCAAUUAUGCUGUGGAUGAAUCUGAUUUGUUUCUUGCUUUUGGAGCUGGGUUUGAUGACCGUGUGACAGGCAAGCUCGAAACUUUUGCUAGGCAUGCUAAAAUUGUUCACAUUGACAUAGAUUUCAUUGGGAAGAAUAAGCAACCCCAUGUGUCAGUUUGCGCAGAUUUGAAGGCGGCGCAAAUAAACAGAGUAUUGGAAGAUAAAAAGGCAAAGCUUAAACUUGAUUUCUCAGCUUGGAGAGAGGAGUUAAGACAGCAAAAAAUGAAGUACCCAUGAUUCAAGACUUCCGGAGAAGCCAUUCCUCAGUAUGCAAUUCAGCUUCUCUAUGACUAGACCCAAGGGAAUGCCAUUGUAAAUACUGGUAGGCAGCACCAGAUGUGGGCAGCUCAAUGGUACAAGUAUAGGAGGCCUCGGCAGUGGCCGAUGUCAAGCUGUUUAGGGGCAGUGGGCUUUGAACUCCCUGCUGCCAUUGGAGCCGCUGUUGCCAGACCUGAAGCUUUAGUCAUCGACUUCAACAGUGAUGGGAGUUUCAUGAUGAAUGUUCAGGGGCUGGCAACAGUCCAGGUGGAGAACCUCCCUGUUAAGAUGAUGAUACUGAACGAUCAGUAUCUGGGUAUGGCUGCUCAGUGGGGGGAUCUUUUCUAUAAGGCUAAUAGGGCUUACACAAACCUGGGAAACCCAGUAAAAAGGUCUGAAAUUUUCCCGACUAUGAUGAGGUUUGCUGAAGCUUGUGACAUCCAUGCAGCCCGGGUAGAGAAGAAGAGUGAUAUUAGGACAGCAAUUCAGAAGAUGUUAUACACACUGGACGUAAUCGUGCCUGAUCAAGACCAUGUCCUGCCGGUUCUGAGCAAUGGGGGGUUUAUGGAUGUGAUAACCGAGUAAUGGGAGAUCUGCUUAUUGAUUUUAGCAGCCUAAAGGGCAUUGUAUGCAUGUUGUUUGCAAUUCUUAGGCGUCAUAAAGGUGUUAUCGUAUGUGAUAUUAGGUGUAAUCUUGUUGAAACAGGAAGCUGAAGCAGCUGAACAAAUAAAAAUUGGAAGAGAAAAUGAUUCCUACAUAUGACCACUUGAGAAUAUUUUCCUUUGUGCUUGCCAGUUUUUCUGGCAUUAAUUCUUUAGCCAUUAUUUUCCUGCGGGAUUAUUAACCUAAAUUAUUAGGACUAAGCACCACACAAAUCUGGAAGAGAGAAUAGGGAUGAGGAAGAAUGAGGUCAAGAUCAUGCUAGAGUAUAAGAGGCAUAUGGGGAAGCUAAUGCUAUUCUACAUCUCACUAUAACUUCUUCUUAUGCAUCUAUGUCAUGUUUUGGAAACCCAGCAUACUCUGCUGACACUCCAAGUACCACAAUUUGUUGAGCCCAUCGAGGCACAGUUUGAUUUGUAGUUAGAAGUGGCCUGCUGGAGGUGUUAAGUAAGUUUGCAAUUUAUCAUGGCACUUUUCUCUGACUGCUAUGGGAUCUUACCAUUACCUCAAAUGCUGGAACGGCAUCAUUACCGUGUCCCAUUGAAUUGUAGGUUUAGACAGAUUGACUCUCGCAUGGGGGUCAAGGAUCAACUCUAAUGCUAUUUAUAUCGAAGGUUCAGAUAGAUGGACUCUCACACUGAUAGAUUAUUGACCUUAAAAAGUGUUGAGGGUCAGUCUAUGAAUCAUCUUCCAAGACCUGAUAGUUCUUCCCUGUAGAAAGUUACCAUGUGGAUACUGGUCUAAAGAAGCCUACCAAAACUGAAAUUAAAGAACAAGAAAUUAAGGUCAUGUAUGAUUCUGUGGGUCCAUACAUUCAGUUUUUCCAUUUGACUAAUUAUAUCUUAUGAAAACUCGUUCCUUGAUUCAAAUUCCCAAGCGAAAACAAGGUAUAUAUAUUGCUGAACCAAUUUGAACAUAUUCUACAUUUCUCAGAUGAAUUGUUCCCUGUCACUCAUGGAUCUGAGCUGAAGCUGUUGAUGUAUCAAAGGAUUUCCUCCUGACCAAGAGGCAAGUGAUCCUUGAAGGAUGAGCGUGUGUGUUGUCCAGACUGCACAAUACAAAGUCCGGCCGGUGCAGUGCAAGGUUCAACCUAUCCUCCCCCACAACCAGCGCAGUGGCAUCAAGCAGAACAUGCCAUGAGUUCCGGUGAGCUUCUGAAACCCAGUGCAUUGAGUAUCGUGUACCAUUCACAUCCGCAGGGUAACAGAAGAGUCCCUUGGGACUGUGCUUACACUUCCUUCUGAAGUACUGGCUAAGCUGCGAUCCCUUGAUCCUCAAGUCCAGCCAAGUCUCUGGUGCUGAGAUCACUUUUGAGUCCUUGUAACUUGCGAAUUCCUUUAUGUAAUCCUCUUCUUCCCCAAGAAUCGUCAUGUAGAAGUUUCCCCUGAAGAAAGGAUAGCUCUCUCCCACCAUCAUCAUCGCUUCCUUGUAGUUAGACGUGAAGAGGACUAGGUACUCAUUGUCAGACAGACCACAGUGCUUUAGAACUUUGUUUUGAGCUUGGAUUUCUGGGAUUGAGAUGAAACUGCCAGGAAAGGAGGAUUUCUUGGUGAGGAUAUCAAGCAGUCUUGAUGCCUCCAACUGGGUUCUGUCUAGAUCAGGGAGAUUGCUACCAAAGGAAGGUGUGGACUCUCUGAAACUGCCUCUAGGGGACUUCCUCCUAUCGUCAGGUGUUGGAUCUGAAGACUCCUCAUUGAUGCAAAGAGUGGAGAGAUCGAUCAUUUCUCCUUCCUCAACCAAUCCAUUGGCGUAUUGUGGGUACUUGGCAAAGACAUACUGCUCAACAUACUGCAUCUCAGUCGGCGUGAUUGGACCUGACCAUCUGAGGUCAAGACCAUGGAGCGUUGAUAUGGCUUCCGCAACUAUGUGAGCAGGAAUCACAGUAUGUGCUUUCUGUUUUCAUCCAAAAUUUAGUCAAGCAAUCAGAACAUGAAAUUACAUAUAUAUUUAUUUAGGAACUCAUGAAACAUGAAGAAAAAGGGAGUUUGAAUUUGAAUUUACCUUGACUACC
Molecule: messenger RNA, 4346 nt
Organism: Vitis vinifera (wine grape)
Lineage: Eukaryota; Viridiplantae; Streptophyta; Magnoliopsida; Vitales; Vitaceae
Product: acetolactate synthase 3, chloroplastic
Biological process (GO): L-valine biosynthetic process
Cellular component (GO): acetolactate synthase complex
Molecular function (GO): acetolactate synthase activity; thiamine pyrophosphate binding; flavin adenine dinucleotide binding
Source: RefSeq, a predicted model, not a curated record